Messenger RNA from Cotesia congregata, 954 nucleotides. Lineage: Eukaryota; Metazoa; Arthropoda; Insecta; Hymenoptera; Braconidae. The record is from the annotation of a GenBank genome assembly.
AUGAAGUUUUUGUUAUUUUUAAUAACAUUUUUAAGCGCCUCUUUUGUCACAUCUUUUUCAACGAAUUUUUUAGACGUAAUUAAAAGUCUAAGUACAUGUUCUCCUUACGAUGAAAAUGAAGCAGAACACGGAGUUAUAAUUCGUCCAGUGACUCCAGUUUAUUUGAUACAUUAUCCAGAUAAAAAUGUGAAACCUCGAAUGCUUUUAAGGGUUCUUGAAAUUUCGUCAUCCUAUGAUUUUUAUAACAAAGCAAAAUUGUUACCAGACGCAUUGGUUUUGUCAAUACUAGUGACAGUAGACUAUAAUUUGUACAAAACUCACGGUGAAAAUAUAAUAAAUCACGUAUUAUCAUACUGGAAUAACGUGAAUAAAAUAAUGGAAGAACUAGAUAAUCCGAAAAUAAAGAUAAUCCUUCGAGGGAUCGCUAUACCAACAGAACCAGACGUAUUUGAUUUAGUGAUCGAAAAUAAUGAGGAUAAUCCCCGAAAAUAUUACCCGAUGGCUACGGUUGAUAGGAUGGAAGAGUGGUGGAAGGAAAAUUACGACCGAUUUGAAGGUCUUCCUGAUACUGAUAUAGAUGUUUUUAUUUUCCAAACGUCAUUUCCACUGGUAGAUAGUAAUUACAAUAACCUCACGGGCUCAAUAAAUUUAUUUGAUUGUAAACAUUCUUCUUUUGAUGACGGAAUAAAUGUCGCAGUUGUCUUAGAUACUGGAUUCUCUGAGAUGGCUGCAGCGCGAUUAAUAGCUCAAGGAUUCGGCGUCGAAAAUGAUGAAUUUUUAGGGUGUAAUACAGAUUUUAUAAUGAGUACUUCAACUGUUUAUAAAAACUCUUUAAAAUUACCUCAUUGGUCUGAAUGUUCAAGAAAAAGCUUUCAAAAAAUCGCCAAGAAUGAAUCGUACUCAUGUUUCAAAAUGACAAAAAACCAUUUUUAUUACUCAGAAUAUGAUGACUAA